CCAUUUUCAAAUAAACCAUUAGAGGUGGAAAGCCGGGCGCCAUCUCUAUCCAGCUUAUAGACAAUAAGGUCAAACAAAGAUUAGGUCAUAAAAAUUGUUCUAUAAUCCAAACCAACCAAAAACAAAUUAAAACUAUUUAAUUAUCAACCAACUGGCUAAAGAACAUGUCUUCUUCUAUACCAAACAUCUUUGCACGUCCUUCCCUAACAUUAUUACAUGCUCCCAACUUCUCUAUCCCUUCUCCAUAUAAAUUUCUCUACUAUCCAAUAAUCAAAAAAAAAAAACAAGAGUCCAAACAUGGGAGAUGAAGGGAAACAAUGGCUAUCAAUUUCCCUUCUCUUCUUUUCUCUUUUCUCCACCCUUCCUUUAACAAAAUGUCAGUCCCCAUCGACAAUAUUCACACCACCCGACAAUUACCUCAUUAGUUGCGGUUCUUCAAACAAUGUUGUUCUUCAAGAUGGUCGGACUUUCAAAUCUGACCCACAAUCCGCUUCGUUUCUAUCCACAAACGAGAAUAUAUUAGCUUCGGUUAAUACCAUUCCCAACCUCUCUUUCCCAUCUUCUUCCCCUUCUUCUCUUUCUCUAUAUCAAACCGCGAGAAUCUUUUCCGACGAAUCAAUCUACCGGUUCCUUGUUGUUCGACCCGGGUGGCAUUGGGUACGUCUCUACUUCUACCCACUUCCUCACCCGGUUUAUAACCUAACAAACUCCGUCUUCACGGUCUCAACCGAUUCACUCGUUCUCUUACACGACUUCAAUUCGAAGGACAUGGGGGUCGCGAUUUUCAAAGAGUACCUCAUUAAUAUCACCUCCGAUCGAUUCACACUUAAGUUCUCUCCAUUGAAGAAUUCUUUCGCAUUCGUUAAUGCAAUCGAGUUCGUUUCUAUCCCCGACGGGCUUAUCGCUAACUCGGCGUACUCCAUUUACUCGCCUGGACCGUUUGACGGUUUAAACAAUUACGCGUUUGAAGUUCUUUAUAGGUUGAACGUCGGAGGAGAACUAAUCACUCCGAAGAACGACACUCUAUGGAGGACAUGGCUACCCGAUGGGAACUUCAUGACCUUCCCACAAGGUGCAAAGAAUGUGACGGUUCCACCCGAAAUGAUCAACUACCCGAAUGGUGGCGCCACCCCGUUCAUCGCCCCGAGUUGGGUUUACGCAUCGGCAGACGAAAUGGCCGAUGCAAACGUCACCGAUUCAAGCUUUAACCUAACGUGGGUAAUGCCGGUUGAUCCGAGUUUCUCCUAUUUGGUAAGGAUGCAUUUUUGUGAUAUUGUAAGUGUGGCUAUGAAUGAGCUUUACUUCAAUGUCUAUGUCAAUAAGAUGAUGGGUGUUUCCAAUCUCGAUCUCUCCACGAUCAAUUUAGCGCUUGGGGUGCCUUAUUAUAAAGAUUUCGUAGUGAAUGCAUCUACGAUUACGAAUAAUUCAAUCAUGGUUCAAGUUGGGCCGGCUUCCAACGUUCAAUCUGCACUACCAAACGCCAUUUUAAAUGGUUUGGAGGUUAUGAAAAUGAGUAACGUAGCGGGAAGUUUAGACGGGUUAUUCUCCACGAACGGAGCCUUUGGUGCUCCAAAUAGAUCAUCGAGUCGAAUGCAUAUUGCCACGGCCAUUGCUCUUGGACUUGGAGUAACAGCAUUUGUGUUAUUAGUGACCAAUUUGAUUCGAAGACAAAGGAAGCCUCAAGGAUGGGAUUCGAAGAGGAACCGGAGUAUUUCUUCUUGGUUGAUCCCACUAAACGCUAGUUAUUGCAGCAGCUUUCUUUCAAGCCAAACUAAGAAUAGUUUCAUGUCGAGUAAAAGCGGGUACUCGAGUAUUAUCUCUUCGACGACAGGUUUAGGGAGGUACUUCACUCUAAACGAGUUACGAAAUGCCACGAAGAAUUGGGACGAGAAAGAGGUUGUUGGCGUAGGAGGGUUCGGGAAGGUGUACCUUGGUGAGAUAGACGUUGGGACGAAAGUUGCAAUAAAACGAGGAAACCCUAGCUCGGCUCAAGGUAUCAACGAGUUCCAAACCGAGAUUCUCUUGUUGUCUAAGCUAAGGCACCGACAUUUGGUUUCCUUAAUCGGAUAUUGCGAUGAACAAUCGGAGAUGAUCCUAGUCUACGAGUACAUGUUGAACGGCCCUCUCCGCGAUCACUUAUACGGAUCGAGCCAAGGAAACAUGCAAAUAUUGACGUGGAGACAACGACUCGAGAUUUGUAUUGGUUCGGCUAGAGGACUUCACUAUCUCCACACGGGGACAUCUCCCGGUAUAAUACAUCGAGAUGUGAAGACAACAAACAUCUUAUUGGACGAUAACCUACUCGCUAAGGUCUCUGAUUUCGGGUUGUCCAAGGCUGGUCCCGCUUCCUUGGACCAAACACAUGUAAGUACCGCGGUGAAGGGGAGUUUCGGUUACUUAGAUCCCGAGUACUUUAGAAGACAACAACUAACCGAGAAAUCCGAUGUUUACUCCUUUGGUGUUGUGUUGUUUGAAGUUUUGUGUGCGAGGCCGGCCUUAGACCCCGCCUUACCUAGGGAACAAGUGAAUUUAGCCGAGUGGGCGAUGAAACAACAUAGAAAAGGGACACUAGGAAAAAUUGUCGAUCCGAACUUGGCUGGAACCAUUAGUUCGGAAUCGUUGAUGAAGUUUGUUGAGGCUGCGGAGAAGUGUCUAGCCGAGUAUGGAGUGGAUAGGCCUUCGAUGGGCGAUGUAUUGUGGAAUUUGGAGUUUGCUUUGCAGCUUCAAGAUGCGUCGGUACAACUUGAAGCACCCGAAGAUGUUGACGAUGACGAUGACGAGGAAGGUAUUCUCAAAGCGUCGAGUAAAGGGAAUGGAAAAGGAAAAGAGAAGUUGAAUGUUGAAAUGAGUGAAGAUUCAAGGGUUGUAGUUGCUUCCCCUUUGUUUGAACCAAAUUUCCAAGGAAGAUGA
Messenger RNA from Impatiens glandulifera, 2910 nucleotides. RefSeq names its product probable receptor-like protein kinase At5g61350. The record is from RefSeq and is a predicted model, not a curated record. NCBI's taxonomy places the organism in Eukaryota, Viridiplantae, Streptophyta, Magnoliopsida, Ericales, Balsaminaceae. Gene Ontology annotation, biological process: protein autophosphorylation. Gene Ontology annotation, molecular function: transmembrane receptor protein tyrosine kinase activity; ATP binding. The coding region runs from base 298 to 2910 and encodes 870 amino acids. Gene Ontology annotation, cellular component: plasma membrane; plasmodesma. The transcript has a single exon.